UCAGUUUUUAUGGAUCUGAUGAACGAUGAUUUUAAUGAAACUUAUUUAACUUUUGGUGGGUAUGUAGAACUGCACAGAUAUAAAUUCCUGUAUUUUGUGAUCAUGUUUACUCUUUAUGUCCUAAUACUGUGCAGUAAUUCGACCAUCCUUUGCAUCAUCUGGAUUCAAAAAAGCCUUCAUGAGCCUAUGUACAUUUUUAUUGCUGCUUUGUUGCUGAAUUCUAUUCUUUUCAGCACUAAUAUCUACCCCAAACUUCUAAUGGACAUUGUUUCUGACCAGCAGAUCAUAUCCCGUUCACUGUGUACCUUUCAGAGUUUUAUUUAUUACUCUUUGGGUGGUUCUGAAUUCUUACUCUUGGCAGUGAUGGCCUAUGACAGGUACGUGUCUAUAUGUAAACCUCUGCAAUAUGCAACUAUCAUGAGACAAUCAACUGUAAAUGUUUUGUUGGUUUUGUCUUGGCUUUUGCCUGCUUGUCAGGUUGCGUCAAUAGCUGCAGUGGGUACCAGCAUCAAACUCUGCAGCUUUACUUUAAAUGGAUUUUUUUGCAAUAAUGCUAUUUACAAGCUUUUCUGCAUGACCCCGAAAACACUGUCAGUAUAUGGCAUGUUUGUGCUGUUCAAUACUGCGCUCCUCCCAAUGCUUUUCAUUCUUUUCACUUACUCAAAGAUAUUUAUGAUCGUCUACCAAAGCUGCAGGGAAGUCAGGAACAAAGCUGCUCAGACCUGUUUACCUCAUGUGCUGGUUUUAAUUAGCUUUUCGUGCUUGUGUUCAUACGAUGUGAUUAUAGCUCGACUACAAAUUGAUCUUCCCAAAACCGCUCAUUUCAUAAUGACUUUGCAAAUAGUGAUGUAUCAUCCUCUCUUCAAUCCAAUCAUAUACGGACUGAACAUGAAGGAAAUCUCCAAACACCUCAAGAGGCUGUUUGUGAAAGAGAACUCAACUAACGACAUCCCAUGUGCAGUCAUUUCUACUGUGACAUAA
This is a messenger RNA of Mugil cephalus (flathead mullet), 981 nucleotides long. Its product is annotated as olfactory receptor 10AG1-like. Gene Ontology annotation, biological process: G protein-coupled receptor signaling pathway. Gene Ontology annotation, cellular component: membrane. Bases 10 to 981 code for a protein of 323 amino acids. Gene Ontology annotation, molecular function: G protein-coupled receptor activity; olfactory receptor activity. The record is from RefSeq and is a predicted model, not a curated record. Lineage: Eukaryota; Metazoa; Chordata; Actinopteri; Mugiliformes; Mugilidae. The transcript has a single exon.